Messenger RNA from Symbiodinium sp. CCMP2456, 645 nucleotides. The record is from the annotation of a GenBank genome assembly. NCBI's taxonomy places the organism in Eukaryota, Dinophyceae, Suessiales, Symbiodiniaceae.
AUGUCCAGGUCGGCCACGACAUUCCCGGUGCCCGUGAUCUCUUUUCGCAAAGACCGCAGUAAAACUGAGGUCGGCCGGCUGGAGCGCGCUUUGAAAGAACGCAACGGCAUCGAAACAGAGCGACGACGAGCAGAGUCAAAGCUGAAAGUCCUGGAGACCCAGCGAGACGUAGACAUUCAGACACUUCAAGAUCACCAAGAGGAAAUCCGUGGACUAAAGCUGCAGCUGUCGGCCAGGGUCGAACAGGAGAAUCUUGUGCAGAGCGCACAUACCAAGCCGAACAAAGAGUCCAGCACCGGCGUGGCUGUCUGGCAGAAAGCCAGAGUCUUCGAGGAAAGGAUCGGAAAAAGUGAGGCGAAGCAGGCCACCAAGACGAACCUGGAGGACCCGAAGCCGACGAGGAGAUCCUUCCCUGUUUGGUUCAUUCGGCAGGAAUGCAGAGCGUCGCCGCGAAGCCCCAACUCCCAAAUGCGGGAGAAACUGGCAAAGGCGAGGAGCAGAAUCGAGAGGCUCGCAGAGGCGGUGACGGGCGCGUUUCAGAUCUGCACACCUGCGCACCUGCGCGCCCCGCCUGAGGCGAAGGAUGCGGAACCGGAGACCGAGCCAAAGCCUGAAGCUGAGUGUCAGGGAGGAGCCCAAUUUUAA